Messenger RNA from Marasmius oreades (fairy-ring Marasmius), 942 nucleotides. RefSeq lists its product as uncharacterized. The record is from RefSeq and is a predicted model, not a curated record. The transcript has 8 exons. Gene Ontology annotation, cellular component: endomembrane system. Lineage: Eukaryota; Fungi; Basidiomycota; Agaricomycetes; Agaricales; Marasmiaceae. The coding region runs from base 1 to 942 and encodes 313 amino acids.
AUGAAAUUACCGACAAUUUUCACCCUCAUCGCCCUUCUUGUAACUGUGGUCCUGGCAUGGGAAAAGGAAGAUCACGAAAUUUUCGACCUUGUUAGCGCGGUGGAGGGAUCUGAGGGGAAAGGAACCACAUUUUACUCGUGGCUAGAUGUACCAUCCACUGCGUCCACUACGGAAAUCGCAAAAGCCUACAGGAAACUGAGCAUGCAACUUCACCCUGACAAAAAUCUCGGGAAGAAUGUUCACGAACGUUUUGCUCGCCUAGGGGUUGUGGCCACUAUCCUUAGGAAUCCGGAAUCCCGCAAACGAUACGAUUUCUUCUACAAAAAUGGUGUACCGAAAUGGAGAGGAACAGGCUACUACUAUUCUCGCUUCCGUCCUGGGCUAGGGACAGUUGCAGUGUUCCUGAUUUUACUCACUUCAAGCUUACAAUACGUGGUACAACGUAUGACCUAUAAACGCGACUUGAAACGAAUAGAAUUCGUCGCGAGAGAAGCUAGAUUAGCCGCUUGGGGUACGAAGUUGGUCCCCAUAGAAGGACAACGAAAGGUUAAAGUAAACCUAGGGGGUACAGAACGCUAUGAUGAAGAUGGCUAUCGUGUCCCCGGACGGAUGAUUGAUAUGGUAGUCUCGGGAGAUGCAGUCUACAUCCUGGAUGAAUCGGGCGACAUGCAUCCAGUAGACUCUUCAACUGCAAUAGCCCCCGCCGUGUCCCGCACUUGGUUCAUAGCAUUGCUUCGUUCGUCGGUAGAGAUCCUAGCUGGUAAGCUCAAGAAAGGCGACAAUGCGGUUCCUGCAGCUGUGUCCGAGUCGGAGUACGACGAAGGCUACGAUUCCUCGGCUGCUUCUGAUAGUCCUGGCAGUGGGACGGUCACCCCCAAUGGCACCAGGCAAGCUGCAGUCAAGGCAGGUGGCAGAAGGCGCAAAGCUGUUAAAAGGCGUUAA